AUUAAGAAUUAAUGGACUGAGAAAGUCCCUCCCAAAAUCUACGACAACCACUCAUUUCAAUCGAUUUUGCAAUCAGCCAAAUCCAUUCUCACCCUCUCUUCCUCUCCACCCAGAAAAAAUAGAAUCAAAAUUCAAUUUUUAUUUUUUUAAAAAAAAAAAAUUAAAACAAAAGUAUAAUCCAUUUGAGAAAGGAAAAUAUGUACAGUCCUCCAUUUUUCUACAACCACCUACUACUUCUACUCUUCUUUCUCCUUCACCAAACUCCAUGGUUAAGAUUACAGUUGUUGAAUAACACCAUUACUAAUCUCCUUUCCUUCUCUUCCCCUUAAGAAUAUGACUCCCUCUUUCUGUUUAUCUUCUUCAAAAAACACUACAAGCAUUGAAACUCACCAUUUCUAUCUUCUUAAGCAUCGUUACUCUCUUUUCUGCCAUGAAACUCAAUUGCCCAGAAAAGAAAUCAGUUCAUUCAAGCCUUACAAACCAUUUCUCCCAAAUUUGAGGCUUAAAAGCUCAAACUUUAUUCACACUUUUGCUAGUUUAUCCUCUUUUGCAGAAGCUGAAGGUGGGGAAGAACAUAAAGAAGGAAUAACCCUCAACGAUCAUCAUCAUAACCAUGUCAAAGAAGUUGAAGAAGAACAAAAAGAAGAUAACUUGCCAGGAAUGGCUCAAGCUUUUCACAUAUCUUCAAACACUGCUAAAGCCAUUUCCAUAUGCAUAGCCUUUGCUGCUCUGACUCUACCCUUGUUCAUGAAAACUCUGGCUCAAGGUCUGACCUUGAAGACCAAAAUGUUGUCUUAUGCCACCCUUUUGUUUGGAUUUUACAUGGCUUGGAAUAUUGGGGCCAAUGAUGUGGCUAAUGCCAUGGGAACUUCGGUGGGUUCGGGGGCGUUGAGUCUUAGGCAAGCUGUGUUGACUGCUGGGGUGUUGGAGUUCUCAGGGGCAUUGUUGAUGGGAACACAUGUUACUAAUACUAUGCAGAAAGGUAUUCUUGUUGCUAAUGUGUUUCAGGGCAAGGAUUCUUUGCUCUUUGCUGGCUUGCUGUCUUCUCUUGCUGCUGCUGGAACUUGGCUCCAGGUAGCAUCAUAUUUCGGGUGGCCUGUCUCUACUACACACUGUAUAGUAGGAUCAAUGGUUGGAUUUGGACUUGUCUAUGGAGGAUCUGGUGCAGUCUUCUGGAGUUCCUUGGCAAGGGUAACUUCUUCGUGGGUUAUCUCGCCAUUAAUGGGGGCAGCUGUGUCGUUUCUCGUUUAUAAAUGCAUCCGAAGGUUUGUAUACAGUGCUCAUAAUCCCGGAGAAGCUGCAGCAGCUGCAGCACCAAUUGCGGUAUUCAUGGGAGUUACAGGAAUCUCAUUUGCAGCCUUUCCACUAAGCAAGACUUUUCCUGUGGCUUUGGCUCAGGCUCUAGCCUGUGGAACCGCAGGAGCAGUCUUAGUUGAUAGAAUCAUCCGAAAACAGCUUGGUCCUCUCAUAGAAAAGGCGCACUCAUCAGAAGAAGAGUCCAAAGAGGACUCCUCACAAAACAAGUCUAUAGGAUUUCUCUCUGACAUAGCUGGUCCAAAGGGUACCCAACUGAAGAUAGUUUACGGUGUGUUUGGAUACAUGCAAAUCCUCUCAGCCUGCUUCAUGUCAUUUGCUCACGGCGGAAAUGAUGUCUCCAAUGCCAUAGGUCCUUUAGCUGCUGCCCUUUCUAUACUCCACGGCGGUAGCAGUGGAACAGAAAUUGUUAUUCCCAUGGAUGUUCUUGCAUGGGGAGGUUUUGGUAUCGUUGCUGGGCUUACUAUGUGGGGUUACAGAGUUAUAGCAACUAUUGGAAAGAAGAUUACAGAGCUAACACCAACUAGAGGGUUCGCAGCUGAGUUUGCUGCAGCCUCGGUGGUUCUAUUCGCCUCAAAACUGGGGCUACCAAUCUCAGCCACACAUACUUUGGUGGGUGCAGUCAUGGGAGUUGGGUUUGCCAGAGGACUUAACAAUGUGAGAUCAGAAACUGUGAAAGAGAUUGUCCUUUCUUGGGCAAUAACUAUCCCAGCCGGUGCAUUGUUUUCUGUAAUCUACACAUGGAUCUUGACCAAGAUUUUACCUUCUGUUUUAUGAGUUUAUACAAGUUUGAACAUUGGAGUGAUGGACAUCAUAUGCAACGUGGAUAAUUGAAAAAUAUCCACCUUUUUUUCCAACCAAUUCUUUUUUUUUUCUCCUUUUCAUUUGGUAAGUAUGAUUUCCUCUGUUGGAAAUCUAUGUUAUCAGGAACCAAAGUAAUUUUUAACUUAAUUCCUGUCUAGCUUUUUCAGUCAUCCUUUCCUCUUAUCAUUUCUAGUACCUAAUGAAAUUUAUAAUUAUGGAAA
This is a messenger RNA of Cannabis sativa, 2339 nucleotides long. RefSeq names its product inorganic phosphate transporter 2-1, chloroplastic. Gene Ontology annotation, cellular component: membrane. The transcript has 3 exons. Bases 334 to 2091 code for a protein of 585 amino acids. Gene Ontology annotation, biological process: phosphate ion transmembrane transport. The record is from RefSeq and is a predicted model, not a curated record. Gene Ontology annotation, molecular function: phosphate transmembrane transporter activity. Lineage: Eukaryota; Viridiplantae; Streptophyta; Magnoliopsida; Rosales; Cannabaceae.